GCGAUUGUUAACCGGAAUCGCGUCGCUCUGCUAACGCUUAGCAACACUGUUUUUACGCGAGUAGCAAAAGAGAAGCCCAAACAUUGAUCAAAAACUUCUAAUUUUAUAUUAAAAUUAGAGCAUUUAGUGGGAAAGAAUCUCUCAAAAGUAAACCAUGGCCAACGUGGAGUCUAUGAUCGUAGAAGAAAAGACUCAGGUCAAGCAAAUUGACCGCGAGAAGACCUGCCCGCUGCUGCUCCGAGUUUUCUGUUCCACCGGACGACACCACUCCGUUUCCGAGUACAUGUUCGGAAAUGUGCCCACCAACGAGCUGCAGAUCUAUACCUGGCAAGACGCCACCCUCCACGAACUGACUUCCUUGGUGCGGGAUGUGAAUCCGGAUACCAGGAAAAAAGGAACCUACUUCGACUUUGCCGUUGUGUACCCCAACUUCCGGAACAAUCACUUCCAGAUGCGCGAAAUAGGAGUGACAUGCACGGGCCAGAAGGGCAUAGAUGAUAACACGACACUCGCACAGGCUAAGUUCAGCAUCGGAGACUUUCUGGAUAUCUCGAUUACGCCGCCCAACCGUCUGCCACCCACUGCCAGGCGUCAGCGACCCUACUGAAUUCACUCGUAUUUCAAUCUAUUCUAAUCAUUUUUAAUUUUUCACUUGACAUAAUUAUAAGUGGAAUACAAGUAAGACGACCUA
This is a messenger RNA of Drosophila ficusphila, 691 nucleotides long. RefSeq names its product histone deacetylase complex subunit SAP18 (gene Bin1). Gene Ontology annotation, biological process: negative regulation of DNA-templated transcription. Gene Ontology annotation, cellular component: nucleus. The record is from RefSeq and is a predicted model, not a curated record. Gene Ontology annotation, molecular function: transcription factor binding; transcription corepressor activity. The coding region runs from base 155 to 607 and encodes 150 amino acids. The transcript has 2 exons. NCBI's taxonomy places the organism in Eukaryota, Metazoa, Arthropoda, Insecta, Diptera, Drosophilidae.